AUGCUUCAAAUCAGACUAAGCAACAAAGCUGCAACUUCAGAAAGUGGUGGAGGAGCAAAGCUUCCAUCAGGGGAGACAGUGACAGUUGCAUGCCCUGACCACCUUGUUCUUGCUGAGCUUCCGGUGGCCAAGAGCCUCGGUUCUGCUAGCGGUGUUACUCUUGUGAAGACGGUUGGUCGUAGGUCCCGCCGCCACCUCGGUGAACGUGUCCAUUUUUGUGUUCAAUGCGACUUCCCCAUUGCCAUUUAUGGACGCUUGAUUCCUUGUGAGCAUGCAUUCUGUCUGGAUUGUGCUAGGAGUGACUCUAUAUGUUAUCUGUGUGAUGAACGUAUACAGAAGAUUCAAACAAUUAAAAUGAUGGAAGGAAUCUUGAUAUGUGCAGCUCCACAUUGUCUAAAAUCCUUUCUUAAAAAAACCGAUUUUGAGGCUCACGUAUACGCGAUCCAUUCCGAUCUCAUCAACUCAAAUACUCAAAAAGAAGUCAACAACGAGUCCGAACCACUCCGAAAACCAACCACCUCCGACUCAACGGUUCAAGCCCCGACCCCAAGACUGGUCCAAGACGGGCUCCAACCACCACCCAUGGUUCCGGUUCCGGUUCGACCGCUAAUGAACCCUAAACCCAACCCACAACCACCAAUGGACACCAGACCCCAUGGGUUCGAUGGACCACCUUAUGAUUACCCAAUGAAUAUGAAUAUGAGUAUGGGGAUGAGUAUGAGUAUGCCUCCUAAUUUUGUGGUCCCGGUCAAUGUAAUGGGAGGUGGGCCCGCUUCGUUUGGUCAACCGAUGUAUGUGGGCCCCCCGGAAACGGGUCCUUGGAAUGGGGCACCAUUUGAUCCUUCUAUGAUGAUGAAUCAAGGUGGUGGUGGUGGUGGAGUUGGUUUCUUUCAGGGAGGUUUAUUACAAGGGGGGAAUGGUGUUGGUGUUGGUAAUGAUUUGAGGGAUGGAAGGGGGAUAUUGCCGCCACCACCUCCGCCGUUUGUGGGUGGUGGAUACUUUGGUGGUGGUGGUGGUGAUAUGGGGCAACAUGGACAGGGUCAGGGGUACGGGUGGCAACAAGAGAAGCGUGAUGCUUUUAAUGGUGGUCAAGAUUAGUUUAGAAUUUACAAGUAUAUCUUCUUGUUUGCUACUUUUGGUUUAUAUCUUGCUGUUUAAACUUUAAACUGAUUUUUUUAAUCUUUGGCUUAACUGACUCACCGUUUAGUUGUUUUUAGCUUCAAAAUGAACGUUUUUACAAGGAUUUCAUAACAAUUAUGAGUCUAAUGUAAAUUUGAUUUUUUUUCA
This is a messenger RNA of Lactuca virosa, 1287 nucleotides long. The record is from the annotation of a GenBank genome assembly. Lineage: Eukaryota; Viridiplantae; Streptophyta; Magnoliopsida; Asterales; Asteraceae.